UUGCUUUUCCAGGGAGUGUCGGACCUGUUGGACCGAAAGGAGACAAGGGCGACAAAGGCGAGCAAGGCCUGGCGGGCAGGAUGGGUCGCAAGGGGGACAAAGGCGACCGAGGUCGCGACGGGCAGCCUGGAGUGCAGACCUACGCUCUCAACGACACCGAAGUCACGAAAAUUCUCGUUCCCCCGAAGAUCAUCAAGCCGCCGAAGGAAGCCGACUUCCGAGGAAGGAAAAAGCCCAUGGUGCUUUACGAAGGAGAAAAUUUGCGACUAGCCUGUGCUGCGUCCGGCCAGCCGGAGCCUGUUGUCGAGUGGACGAGGACAGAUGGGCAACCAUUUCGCGUGGGCAAAUGGACGACAAAUGCGGUGCUAGGGAAGUACCUAAAUUUGACUGAAAUUCAUCGGGAUCACAUGGGUGAGUACAAAUGUUCCGCAUCCAAUGGAAUCCCCCCGGACGACGAGAAGAAAUACGACGUCGAAGUGCACUUUCCUCCGUACAUCGAAGUGCGUCGUACAAUGGUGCCAGCGCCGAGAGGGUUCUGGGCCUUCCUCGUCUGCGACAUUGAAACCUACCCCGAGGCGGUGACCUAUUGGGAACGCGGUCCGAGAGAACGCGGACCCCGGGAACGUGGCACACCGGAUGAGCGAGGUUCACUUAUCGCUCCGACAGACACGUACGUCCUCAGCGUCACGCAAAAGGAGAACAGCAAGUACAAGUUCAACAUGACCCUAAACAUCACGUCUAUGAAGGAAGACGAUUACCGUCAGUACCGCUGCGUAGCGAGCAAUCUCCGGGGACUCACCAAGGGAAUCCUCACUGUGCACGAGGUCAGCCCAGAUAACUUCAACCCGGUUCCGUACGACGGAGAAAAGGCGACUUUCGGCCACAGACCGGACCACGUGGGAUACGAGGACCUUUGCCCACCGCCCCCAGACUGUCCGAAGUGUAAGCCGACUCUUUGUUCCAGCGAUGGGUCUCGAGUGUCUUACGCCGGGAUCACGGGAAGCGCUUUCGGGAAUUAUUCGAACGCUGCUCAUCCGAAGCGACUGCCGACCGGAAGUAAGAUAACUUCCUGCGUUUUGACGACUGCGGAAAUCCCCACAGAGCCCGUUUCGUGCCGGGAUAUUGUGGUCACAGAGAGAUCCCUGACAAAAUCGUGGAAUGCAAUGGGAUUCUCUGCUAUCCUUUCUAUGAUUAAACUUGGAAUUGAAUCAGGCUCGUCUCCAAAGAAAACACGCAACAGGUUGCAAAACACUCAACUAGAUGCCACUGCUCUGCGAGCGGAACUGAAUGUAACUUCGCCGAGAAACCUUCUGUUCGUCGGGAAAUCGCUUUCAUUGACAUUCUCGUCCUCAAUGCGGAAGCUAUUGGGAAGCAGCCAUGUGAUUUACAAAGGGUCGUUCUUUUACCAAACCAACGACCAGAACAGCACAAGGGUGGCCCGCUACGAUUUGAAGACCGGCAUCGUAACGACCAUGAUUGUUCCCGAAGCGGAAUACGCGAACGGGACGAGACUGUACAGUUCGAGACACUCGUUCUUUGAUUUCAACGUCGACGAGAACGGGAUUUGGGUCAUCUAUGGCCUUCGGAAAAAGAAGACCAUUGUCGUCGUCAAAUUCGAUCCGACGACGAUGCAAAUUGAUUAUGCUUGGAACGUGACGCUGGAACAUCACAAAGUCGGUGAUAUGUUCAUAGUCUGUGGAGUUUUAUACGCCGUGGACAGUCUCACUGAGGGAGAAACCAAGAUUAGAUUUGCUUUGGAUCUUUAUUACCACCAGCUGCUUAGCGACGUCGACUUGACUUUCAGCAACCCCUUCCGACAAAAUACCAUGGAAAUCAUCUCUUGGGACAAUGGGAAUCAAUUAGCAUAUCCCAUCAAGUACACAUCGAGCGGUGAUGAGGACUCAAACGGACCUGAUGUAAAUGCCCUUCAAGAACCGCCUUCAAAGGACGGCUUCGCUUUUGCUGGUUGAAUCCCGACGUGGCUCCGUCAUGGCAGCAGAGGCACGCUAUGGACUGAAAUAUAAAAAUUCGGCCGGCUGCAACAACGCCUAUUUUUUAAAGCCCCCCGCGCACGUUUUUUUUGUGUGUCGCUAAGCCCGCUUUUUCGUGUCUUCGUGUGUCUCUUAGGCUAGUGAAUCCGAAUGAUGAGGCAGCGGGGAAAAAAUCAUUUGAAACAGGCUCGUCUCCUUCCUCAAUUUUUUUCUGAUCGUAUCUGCGUGAGGCGAAUAAAUUCGUUUUCUUUUUCUUUGUUGCUGUUGGUGUCGAUCGACCUCUCAACUUCAGAUCAGAGGCCAUGCCUACUGGCGUAGUUUUUCGAUAGAAGAAGCGCGACAUCUGUUUCACUCGAAGCAGUCAAGCGAAGAAGGUUUCAUCUUCCACGCAACGUUGUCGAUGAAUGCAAGAAACUCACCUGGUUUUGUACGGUACUGUACAGUACAGUACUACAAUAGCAUGUCUCAGAAGACCGUAUCAAGUAAAGUUUGAGACUUGAUUCAAGUCGAAGUUGAGUGUUAGUUGGAAAGCAAAGCCCCAUGGGAUUCAAGUCUGACACAACGAUUGCACAAGGAGUGCGAAUUAGAUUUUCUUCAGCGGGUUUUCUGCCAUCAUCAGGAAGUAAAACCUGUAACCUGAUGAAAUACCUUACGGUAUCAAUUAUACCCCGGGAAAGAAAAAGGGUGCGAAGGGUUUCACAGCAAUUAUCGGAUUUGCAAAUAAAAUGCUUUCAUAAAACUCGAUUGCACAUGAUUUUGUACUGGAAGAAAUAAAAGCCACGUAGAAACACCACA
Notodromas monacha is the source of this 2786-nucleotide messenger RNA. NCBI's taxonomy places the organism in Eukaryota, Metazoa, Arthropoda, Ostracoda, Podocopida, Cyprididae. The record is from the annotation of a GenBank genome assembly.